Messenger RNA from Paecilomyces variotii, 1188 nucleotides. RefSeq lists its product as hypothetical. NCBI's taxonomy places the organism in Eukaryota, Fungi, Ascomycota, Eurotiomycetes, Eurotiales, Thermoascaceae. The transcript has a single exon. The record is from RefSeq and is a predicted model, not a curated record. Bases 612 to 839 code for a protein of 75 amino acids.
CGUGCUUGGCGCUGUCACGUCCUGUGUCGAUGAUACGGUGUGUUACCAUACAGAAAGUACGGGGUAUCUCCCGCCCUGCCAGUGCUUUAACUAUGAUUUAAAUAAAUAAAUAGUCGAUAUUUACUUCCGCUUCAAUUCGCAUUAUAAGAGAACAUAUUAUAAAAGAUAUAUUUCCCAAAUCAGCCAUCUCUUUCUUUUUUUUUUUUAAUUCAAUCAGCGUUGUGAUCAUCUUCCCGAUCCACGGACGCGUUGAUCUCCUGCACCAUAGUUGGUAUCGGCGGUCAAUAAUCCCGCCCAGAAUAAGAUUCAAUAAUAUGUUAAGAGUUUCCUUUGUCUGGGAAGCUCUCGAGAGCAAAUUGUCUGCGAGCCGACUGGGCAAAAUAACGAGUACUUUUCCCCCUCCGAUCUUGGCAGAAAGGAUGUUUCGAUGUUGCCGGGUGAUUACCGCUCGUUCAUCAUGAUGCUGCCUUGGCGUAGCUCUUGGUACUCCUCGCAAACGGAUGGGAUAAGUAAUAGACCUGAUCUUGGCCCGGGAUCUCUAGAGUAGACCAAGACAUCGGCUCUCAGGUUUUGCUGUCUAGCCCUUUCUUGGUACAUUGGCAAAUGGCGGGAUGAUUCAGCGUUCGUCCUUGGCCUUUCUUGGUCUUUUCUUGGCCCAUAGUGCUUUUGUCAAAGAGAAGGCGCCGCUUCAUCCGGGGUACGAGAUGGCGUUUCUCUGGAUAAGAACCCGUGGAGCGACUAACAUGGAGGCCUGGAUGUAUAAACGCCCCCUAGGCAGCGGAGACAGCAAUUUUUCUUGGGCUUGGGAAAAGCUCCAAAUCCAUUCAAUGCAACUAUAGAACUAUAAAUCCAGCUCGACGUUUUCCUGUUAUUUUCAUAUCGCUAAAUUAAUUUCCGGAGAACAGAGCCGGAGACAGCGUCUACAGACAAGUAGACCUAAUAUCUAUUGCAAUUGUCAUUCAACUGCAACAAGGUCACGAGUGCUUUUUUUUUUUUUUUUUUUUAAUCACAGUAUUGCCUUUUCUAUGUCUCUGCAAUACACAGAUAUGAUAUUUUUUACUCUGAAAGUCUGGAUAUGUAGUCCGUUUGGCAGACCCAGAAAAUGUGAUGAUAGUAUAUGCUUGCAAUAAUCUAUAGAGCUAUCCGGAUAAGAUCACAAUAGACCGAGUACAGUACACUGACCUGAAC